CUCACCUCCGUGUCUCGUCCACCUCACAGCGGGGCUGUUGUGUUUAUCAGGGGGGGGAAUACACAUAACUUUACUCAUCAAUCAUUUAUUGUUUUUGUUUACAGACACAGUUUAACGUAAACUCAUCCUCGUGGGAGACACAAUGUCAGAUUUCGACAACAACCCGUUCGCGGAGUCGGAGAUCAACAACCCGUUCCAGGAUCCAUCAGUGACACAAGUACGACAGGCUGCUCCUCCAGGGCUGGAGGAGUACAAUCCCUUCACAGAUGCCAAACCAGCGCCUCCGGGUUUGGCGCCCAAAGCCGCGGCCCCCACCAUCAACACACAACCCGCCAUCAUGAAACCCACGGAGGAGCCUCCAGCCUACUCACAGUCCCGGGCGCAGGAUCAGUCGGGAGCAGCUGCUGAGCUGUUGAGGAGACAGGAGGAGCUGGAGAAGAAGGCUGCUGAGCUGGACCGCCGGGAGAGAGAAAUGCAGUCACUCAGCGCUUCAGGAGGCAAGAAAAACAACUGGCCCCCCCUCCCGGAGAAGUUCCCCGUGGGCCCCUGUUUCUAUCAUGACAUCACAGUGGACAUCCCUGUAGAGUUUCAGAAGACGGUCAAGAUCAUGUACUACCUCUGGAUGUAUCACACUGGGACGCUGCUGGCCAACAUGGUGGGCUGCCUGGCCUGGUUCUGUGUGGACACGUCGCGUGGCGUGGACUUCGGUUUGUCCAUCCUCUGGUUCAUUCUCUUCACACCUUGUUCUUUCGUCUGCUGGUACAGACCGCUCUAUGGAGCCUUCAGGAGUGACAGCUCUUUUAGGUUUUUUGCUUUCUUCUUCGUGUACAUCUGUCAGUUUGGCAUCUACGUGCUCCAGUGUAUCGGCAUCACUAGUUGGGGCGCCAGCGGGUGGAUCUCAGCUUUGACCGGCCUGAAUCGCAGCAUCCCGGUGGGCAUCAUCAUGAUCCUCAUCGCCGCCCUCUUCACCUCUCAGGCCGUCCUGUCACUCAUCAUGUUCAAAAAGGUCCACGGGAUGUACCGGACCACCGACGCCAGCUUUGCGAAGGCCCAGCAGGAGUUCGCCACGGGCGUCAUGUCCAACAAGACGGUCCAGACGGCCGCCGCCACCGCCGCCUCCAGGGCUGCACAGGGAGGCUUCAAGGAGCAGAUCUGAUUGGCUCAGAGGGCUUGCUCGUUUCUCCGUCCAACCCUCCCUCCUCCCGCCUCCUCCUCCUCCUCUGCUCACACCCAGCUUCCACUUGAGCCAACUGCCCUGUUUGAACACAUGGAGAGCCCCCCCUCCCCUCCCUCUCAGCCUUCUGACAAUAUCAAAGCGGUUCCCGUGACGGUUGGCCGUGAUCUCAGUCCGCCGCUAACGGGAUUCAAACAGGACCGACGGCUCUCAUCACCCACGAUGCACUCCUGCCACUCGACCAGCGUGCUCUACUUAAUUUCUGUGUGUGUGUGUGUGUGUGUGUGUGUGUGUGUGUGUGUGUGUUUGUGUGUUUGUGUGUGUGUGUGUGGCUAACUAACUGAAUGUUUGUGUGCCUCUAUAAAUGUCGGGUCCGUCCUCUGUAAACGGAUUCUAAUGUGAGUCCGGCUUACUAUCAUCACCUGGGCAUUUCCCACGAAAAAAUCCUCCCCAGCAUCAUUGGCUUCCUGUGUGUCUAAGCCCCUCCCCUUCUGACAUAAUAACGACUUCCUAUUUUUAGAUUAAUUUAUUGCCGGAUAAAUGGAGGUGACGUAGUCGUCCGUUAAUGCACACAGCGGCGUAUUCUCUCAAUUAGUUUUUUUGCUGCUUUCCAUGAGUUCAUCAGUAAACACUGCUGCCCCCGGUGGAGUGACCAUGUAUUGCUGAAGAUGAAUGCUGUGCAUUCCAGUUCACCCACUGCCUUUGCCUUCUACUUUUCUGCUUUCCUCAAAAUGUGGGUUUUUAGAAAGUGUGUAGUCUUACUUACUUAAAGUGAUGCUUCACCCAAAAUCUGUUAAUUAUGAAACACAUCUUUAUCCUCUGAAACGUAUUCAGGUUGUUCCUGCACAGAAAGUCAACUUACAGUGAUGCACCACGUUGGUUCAGACUGAAACAUCUGAACACAUAUUGGGUUCAUUGUAGUGACAUUUUGUGCAUGUAUUCAUGCUCCCCAGAGGAUGAAUCCUGCUGACUUUGGUGAUCCCCUUCCUCACAACUAUUAGAUGUGAAGAAGACGUCAUUAGCGUGUUAGAUGGUGAUAACCGUAAACAUUCUACCUGCUUAGCAAUAGCAUGUUAGCAUCGUUGCUGUGAGCAUGUCUGCACGCUGACGUUAGCAUUGAGCUCAGAGCACCGCUAGCAUGGCUGUAGAGUAAUUCAUUGAUUGUCAAAUUAACUCCCCGACCAUUAACUGUAGACGUAGCGACAUUUUAACUACAAGAGAUAAUUAUGGAUUUUUGGGUGAACGAUCACUUUAAAGUUUGUUUGAGUGUUUAUCUUUUGCCCAUAUAUCGGUCUACAUAUCCGUUGUGAAGUUAUGCCAAGUUGCACUUUAAAUAUUUGUCUGCACAUUGUUACCUGUGCAAAUGGAAGGAUAUUUCCCGCUCAUUAGUGUCCAUAUUUUAAUUCAUGUAAUGUUCCCCAGCUGAGUUCAGCAUCUCAUGAAGUCUACCUUUUUCCUGUCGUCUCCUGAGGAGUAAAUCAAUUAUGAUCAGCUGUUCUGUACAUACAGAUGCAUGUUUAUACAGCUUUUUUUCUGAAGAGGAAAGUGUAACUCGUCUCCAGCUUUUUCUCGUGCUGCCGGAGGCUUACCUCAGUUUUACUCAGGAUGUUCUCUUCACCUGCAUGACGAGGUUAAAAGAUGAAAACUGGACCCUUAAUUGGCCCAAACUGUUUUUAAACACGUCUGCUUUAAAUCUAUAUAAAGAUGACAAAAGAAUGGGGUCAGUAAUGUUGACGUGAUGUUCUGAUAACUGCUUUGCAUAUUCAUAAUUUGACAAUUUGUGGAUUGACGAUCUCUGAACUCCAGCAAUCAAAUGCAUCAAAUCUUUUAAGGUAUGUUUCAUUUCCAGUGUGUGGUCAUAAAAAGUGCAUUUUACCUGCUAAUCUAUCUCUGAAUGUGUCUGUUUUUCUCCGUUCUUUAUGUCUGCAGAGUCUGACAGUCUGCACAGUCUGAGUGCGUGUGAUCUCGUCUGUCUGUUGUGUCUCAUGUUUGAAGCCAGUUCAGCCUUUUGUAUGUAUUUGAUGUGGGGGAGUGUAAAUAGAGGGGGUUUGGGCCUUUAAGUCUUAAUCUGUGAUCAGGGCAGAGUCCGGCUGUGGGUCUGGGAUCCUUCUUGACUUCCUGGAGACUUAAUUAUUAUUAUUUUUUUAAAGCUUCCUGCAACAUGCCUUGUUUUGCUCUCUUCCCACUUCUCCUGUUUUUUGUAUUUCACACUGGAUUAAUCUGACCCGGUGCAUGUGUAUUCACAAGUACACUUCUGUACAAAAACAACAAGAGAUUAUUCCUUCAAAAGAAUCAAACCGAGUGACACUUACAGUAUUUAGCUGUUAUUUUUCUGACUUGCUUAAAAUAAAUGAAUCAUGUUAAAUGUGAGGAGAAAAAGGCGUUAGAUUGCAAUGCACCGUGAGCUGUGUGAUGUGCUGUAGAUGGGCUGUGGCUUUCAGCUGUGCUUCAUGAUCAACAUGGUUAAUGGUAGAAAAACACUGACAAUUAAUUCAUGAGCAUCUCUAAACUAUUAAAAUGUUAAUUAAAUUAUUGAAAAAACUGAAAUAGUAAGGGAUGUUUGUAUAUUUUGUACAAUUCAAAGACGGUCGGCUAUUCGCUCUUAAAUUGGUGUGAUUUAAAGAUGAACUCUGGUUUGACCUCUCAGUCGCAUGUUGAGUAGUUUUGAGUUUUGUAUAUUUAUUGUAUUAACACUGAAUAAAAUUCUUCUUCUGUA
This is a messenger RNA of Anoplopoma fimbria (sablefish), 3890 nucleotides long. Its product is annotated as secretory carrier-associated membrane protein 1-like. Bases 143 to 1156 code for a protein of 337 amino acids. Gene Ontology annotation, cellular component: recycling endosome membrane; trans-Golgi network membrane. The transcript is spliced from 9 exons. The record is from RefSeq and is a predicted model, not a curated record. Gene Ontology annotation, biological process: protein transport. Lineage: Eukaryota; Metazoa; Chordata; Actinopteri; Perciformes; Anoplopomatidae.